UCCCAACACUGUUUUCCAGCAUUUUUGUUGUGAGUAAUAUUUAGUUCCACGAUUAACACCAAAAUUUGUAUUAAAUAUUUUAAAUAAUGUCGCAUCAAACGGGCAUUAGAGGUAACGAGCAGCUGGCGAAAGUUUUCGGCAAGGCAAAGAACGGUAAAUUGCGUGUGGUUAAAGUUUCCAUUGAGAACGAACAGUUGAGUUGCAGCGGCACCGCUGAGGUGAAGAAGGAUUGGGAACGCGAUUAUGACAAGCUGGUAAGCCCAAUGCUGGAGGAGAGUGUGCCCUGCUAUAUACUAUAUCGGUUGGAUGUAAAGAUUCCUUUGGGCUACAGUUGGCUCCUAAUCAGCUGGACUCCCGAUACUGCCAGCAUACGACAAAAAAUGGUCUAUGCCUCCACCAAGGCCACGCUGAAGACUGAGUUCGGUUCAGCAUACAUCACGGAGGAGGUACAUGCCACCACAUUGGACGAGACAACGCUCGAUGGAUAUAGGAAGCAUAAACGGGAAUUUUCUGCCCCCGCGCCUCUUACCAUGCGCGAAGAGGAGCUUCAAGAGCUGCGCAAAACGGAGGUCCACACAGAGAUUAGCACAAACACUCGCCAUCAAACACUGGGUGGGAUCUCUUGUCCAUUGAGUGACGCCACAAUAUCAGCUAUAAAGGAUCUGGUGCGUGGCAACUACGACUAUUUGCAGUUUCGCAUUGAUCUUGCAGAAGAACGAAUCCACGUAUCGAAUGCGGCCAAAGUGGAGCUCAAUGAUUUGCCAAAACAAGUGCCCGAGGAUCAUGCCCGCUAUCAUUUGUACUUGUUUAGGCACACCCACGAAGGUGAUUAUUUGGAAUCCUAUGUGUUCAUCUACUCUAUGCCAGGUUACAAUUGUUCGGUCCGAGAGCGCAUGAUGUACUCCAGUUGCAAGGCGCCGUUUCUAGAGGAAUUGGCAGCCUUGGGUGUGGAGGUCAUUAAGAAGUUGGAAAUUGAUAGCGGAAGCGAACUAACCGAAGCCUAUUUGCUGGACGAAUUACAUCCAAAGAAGAUAUUGUAUCGUCCAGCCUUUGCCAAACCCAAGGGUCCACCAAAUCGCGGCGCAAAGCGCCUUACACGACCCACCAACGAAGAUGAAGUCUGAAACAAACCAAACGGUUACCCAUCGAGUCAUUUUUCCGUAUUCUAGAGCAUUUAAUUUAUUUAUACUCAAAUUUGUGUCUAUUUACGUUCAUCUUCAUGUAUUCUUUUUGUUCUGUUCCUAAUCAAUAUCCAAAUCAUUAGUUGGUCUAGGCAUCAACUAAAAAAAAACAACGCAUAGCAGCUGAUAUGGGCUUCCUCUGGACAUAUUUGCAAUUUAUUUAAUUAAUAAAAUCAAAGGAAUUAUUCUAAUUAA
Messenger RNA from Drosophila willistoni, 1376 nucleotides. It is a transcript of the gene twf, whose product is annotated as twinfilin. Gene Ontology annotation, biological process: regulation of lamellipodium assembly; positive regulation of neuron projection development; actin filament depolymerization. The coding region runs from base 87 to 1124 and encodes 345 amino acids. Gene Ontology annotation, cellular component: myofibril; cytoplasm; actin filament. The record is from RefSeq and is a predicted model, not a curated record. NCBI's taxonomy places the organism in Eukaryota, Metazoa, Arthropoda, Insecta, Diptera, Drosophilidae. Gene Ontology annotation, molecular function: actin filament binding; actin monomer binding. The transcript has 4 exons.